Molecule: messenger RNA, 1593 nt
Organism: Medicago truncatula (barrel medic)
Lineage: Eukaryota; Viridiplantae; Streptophyta; Magnoliopsida; Fabales; Fabaceae
Exons: 5
Coding region: 1-1593 (530 amino acids)
Source: RefSeq, a predicted model, not a curated record
AUGGAAAAGAAGAGAAUAGCAGCUUCCAUGGCGGAGGUAGAUUGGUCUGAACUUCCAAAUGAUCUUGUCAAUCUGAUAUCGCAACUAUUCGCUAAAGAUCUCGAUCUCAUUAGCUUUCGAUCGGUUGAACUUAGCCUUCGUUUGUGGAGUAAGACGGAAUAUGGGGAUUUGGAGGUUAGAGUUGAGAAACUAAAGGCGGAUAUAGAGGAGUUGGACUUAAAAGGGAGAGGAGGGGGUUCUUACAUCUCAAGAAGUGGAAUCAAGGAAGUUGAAGUUUGCGGAUUUAUGGAAGCUACUCAAAAAGCACUUCAAGUGGAGGGAGGUUGGGUGCAAACUCCGGAGGAGGUUAGAGAGGCGGUGGUGGAGUAUUUUGAAAGGCAAGUGACAACUACUUAUUGGGAAAGACCGAGGUUAGAUGGGGUGGCGUUUGAAAUUCUCUCGGAUGGUGAAAAUAGGGAUUUGAUUGCCCCUUUCUCUAUGGAGGAAAUUGAAAAGGUGGUUAAGGAAAGUGAUGUGUUGGCGGGAAGGCUAGCAAAGGUUAUGAGCUCCAUUAUCUCAUCUUCUCAAUCAGCGUUUGUUAAAGGGAGAGAUUUGGUGGAUGGGGUUAUGGUGAUUAAUGAGGUGGUGGAUUUUGCAAGAAGGGCUAAGCGAAAAUGUUUGAUUUUUAAGGUGGAUUUUGAAAAGGCUUACGAUGCGGUAGAUUGGGGUUUCUUGGAGUACAUGCUUAGGAGGAUGGGUUUUUACGUGAAGUGGAUAGCUUGGAUGAAAGCGUGUGUCUUUGGAGGUUUUAGUGGCUUAAUGAGGAAUGCUAUCAACUCCAACUCUUUCAAGGGCUUUGAUUUUAGGAAUAAUGGCCUAGUGGUGUCUCAUCUCCAAUAUGCCGAUGAUACGCUUCGUAUAGGGGAGGCUUCCGUGGAUAACUUAUGGACCCUUAAGGCUUUGUUAAGAGGUUUUGAAAUGGCUUCGGGGUUGAAGGUUAAUUUUGCUAAGAGUUGUUUGAUCGGAGUGAAUGUUGGUAGGGAGUUUAUGGAUGCGGCGUGCAAUUUUAUGAAUUGUAGGGAAGCUUCUCUCCCGUUUCAAUACUUGGGUUUACCGGUAGGGGCAAAUCCGCGAAGGUUGUCGACUUGGGAGCCUUUGUUGGAUGUUUUGAAGAAAGGGCUUAAUUCUUUGGGAAAUAAGUAUGUGAGUCUUGGAGGGCGUGUGGUCCUUCUUAACGCGGUGUUGAAUGCUAUUCCUAUUUUUUAUCUUGCUUUUUUUAAGUUGCCGGUAAAGGUGUGGAAGAGGGUGGUGAGAAUUCAAAGAGAAUUCCUAUGGGGAGGUGUCAAUGGUGGAAAGAAAGUGUGUUGGGUGAAAUGGGCAACGGUGUGUUUAACCCGUGAUAAGGGAGGUUUGGGGAUCCGAGAUAUGAGGUUGGUAAAUAUUAGCCUUUUGGCUAAGUGGAGGUGGAGGUUGGUGCAACCGGAACAACCGUUGUGGAAGGAUGUCCUUCGGUGUAAAUAUGGGAGCCGCAUUAAUUUUCUUUUGGACCCAAUCUAUAAUUCUUGGUCAUCAUUGGCUUCGAGGUGGUGGUUAGAUUUGAUGUCUUUGGAAUGA